This is a messenger RNA of Leucoraja erinaceus (little skate), 1760 nucleotides long. RefSeq lists its product as uncharacterized. The record is from RefSeq and is a predicted model, not a curated record. Bases 303 to 1760 code for a protein of 485 amino acids. NCBI's taxonomy places the organism in Eukaryota, Metazoa, Chordata, Chondrichthyes, Rajiformes, Rajidae. The transcript is spliced from 6 exons.
AGGAGCGGCCUCCAACAGGAAGAGACCGGGGACUCAGGUGUCGACUCGCCUCACCGUCGCGGGGCUGGCCGGGUCCGGAGCGGUGGAGGAGCGCUGCUGCUGCUGAUGCUGCUGCUGCUGCUGCUGCUGCUGCUGCCGGAGAGUCGGAGGCUCUCUACAGGUCUGUGGACGACGGCGCCGAGCCCACGGCUCCCUGGGGGGAGACCGCUUUUCGGGGCUUCUGCGGCGACUUCUCCCGCCCGAGUUGCGGGGUCGAAGAGCUCCUGGAGCGGGGCCUGACACCGCUGCCCCGCGCGGCUGGAAUGGCCGCGGACUCUGCGAGCGCACGCCGGGGGCUCCAACAUCAAGACCCGGUGUGCGACCUCGCACCACCCGGCGUGGCUUUAAUGGCCGCGGGACAAUCGCCAUCGCCAGCCGGGGGCUAUGACUUUGACUCUGAUAUCGGGGGGGGGGGGGGGGGAGAGUGCAGUGGAGAGAUACGUUUAUUUGGCCUCCAUCACAGUUAUGUGAUGGAUGUUUAUGUUAAAUGUAAUUAUGUUGUGUCUGGGGUCUAUUUGUGUGUUAUGUAUGGCUGCAGAAACGGCAUUUCGUUUGGACCUCCAGGGGUCCAAAUGACAAAUAAAUUGAUUCUGAUUCUGAUUCUGAUUCUGAACACCAAUCAGCCAGCUACAAAAAGGCCUCAGUUAAGCCAUUUUGAGAACUUUGCAAGCAUGGAUGCAGGGAGAGCAAGAGGCAGAGGAAGAGGAAGAGGAAGAGGAGGACGCGGUCGAAGAGGCCAUGCACGGGCCAUUAUUUCCGAUGACAUAAGAGCAACUUUGGUGGACCAUGUCAUAAACAUUGGCCUGACUAUGAGGGAAGCUGGGCAGAGAUUCCACCCUAAUCUAAGCCGUUGCACAGUUUCAUCCAUAAUAAGGACAUUCCGACUGGAAAACAGAAUGACUAGAAGACCUUCUGGUGGUGGACGCCAACGCCUGUUCACCCAACAGCAGGAACUUGCCAUUGUGGACCUAGUCAGAGCAAACAAUGCAAUCCGUCUCCAGCAGCUACGGCAACAAAUACUUGCAGAUAGGCAAGUGAUCAACAACAUAAACCGAGUAAGCAUCACCACUAUAAGACGCAUCUUGAUAAAGCACAAAAUGACCAUGAAGCAACUGUACAGGGUCCCAUUUGAGAGGAACAGUGUCAGGGUCAAAGGACUUCGACGUGAACAUGUACAGAGAAUCUUGGCCAUGGAUGGAGCUGCACAGCCUCAUGAAUUUAUUUACAUUGAUGAAGCUGGAUUCAACCUUAGCAAAACAAGACAACGGGGUCGUAAUAUAAUUGGCCAAAGGGCAAUUGUGUACGGCCCGGGGCAGCGCGGGGGAAAUAUCUCAUUUUGUGCCACCCACCACCUCACUGCCGCGGAACAGUGCCUGGCCACGACCCCGCUCCUAGUUCGGUUGGCAGCCCUGCAGUGCGCAUUUGCAGGGCGGCAUAUGCGCACAACCACGGCCGAUGGUGCUGGCCGUAAUUGUGCGUAUGUGAUGGAGAGGAUGUGCAGGCCGUGGCAGUGCGUAUGUGCAAGGUGGCCUGCCAUCCUGGCAGAUGAGGAGCGAGCGGAGAGCGAAGAACCGAGACCCGGACACGGAUGUCCUGCCUGGACUGACAGGACACCAGCCUGGAGCCGUGGAGCUAGCACUGCUUCUCGGCGCCACGGAGAGGACCCGGCAGCGUUAGCGGAGAGGUCGGUGCGGUGGCUGAUGAUGGUGCCGACCGAAUGA